This is a messenger RNA of Paecilomyces variotii, 1723 nucleotides long. Its product is annotated as kinase-like domain-containing protein. Gene Ontology annotation, biological process: regulation of mRNA processing; protein phosphorylation; spliceosomal complex assembly. Lineage: Eukaryota; Fungi; Ascomycota; Eurotiomycetes; Eurotiales; Thermoascaceae. Gene Ontology annotation, molecular function: protein kinase activity; ATP binding. The transcript has 5 exons. The record is from RefSeq and is a predicted model, not a curated record. The coding region runs from base 223 to 1494 and encodes 423 amino acids.
CCAUCAGGGGACUAUUUCGGACCAACGAUCGGCCCGCGUUUGGGUGUCGUUAAACCCAGGUUCGCGAUGUAUUAAAUAACGAUCAAUUCUCGUUAAACCAUGGUUGCUGUGUAGUGUGCCAUUCAACAAUGACAUUUCCUUUUAAAAGCGCUCUUCACUUGACUGAUCGUCCACCAUUUAUCAACAGUACUUGGACAGCCCAGUCUUCAAGGGACCUUUUCGAUGCACCGUAGACUAAGAAUGCUCUUACGGUGGUCUACCGUCAUGUCUUCAGUGAAAGCUUUCGCAACCAAGUUACAGGACAGAAAAGUGAUGCAAACCGCCAUGGAGAAACGCAGAGUGUUUCCAAUAAGUGGAUUUAAGACCGUUGAGCCGGACCACCUAGUGGAAGAAGAGGAGUUGCCUGAUUACCGAGCUGAUCGAUUCUAUCCCGUACAACUAGGUGAAGUGUUCAAGGACCGCUAUCAGGUGCUUACGAAGCUUGGAUUUGGCACUUCAUCAACCGCUUGGCUAGCCCGGGAUUUGAAAGCUCGCCAGUAUGUCGCGCUCAAGGUGUAUGUGCGCACGUCGUUGGUUCAUCGCGAGCUGCCAUUCUAUCAUCAUAUCGCUAGACAUAUCACCGAGAGCUCACAUGUAGGGCGAGGUAACAUCCGUAGGCUACUGGACUUCUUCGAAGCCGCAGGUCCAGACGGCCGCCAUGUUGUCCUCGUUUUUGAAGCUGCGCAAAUGAGUCUGCGUGAUAUGAAGACAGUCUUUUGGCCGGAUGGGUUUGAAGAAAAUUUCGUCAAGGGUGCCAUUAUCGAGCUUCUAAAGGCUUUAGAUUUUCUCCACACCCAAGGAGAAACUGUCCAUACUGAUGUGCACCCUGGCAACAUGCUCCUUGGCGUUUAUAACAAUGAUCUUCUACGAACCCUUGAAGAAUGGGAGUUCACUCAUCCCGUUCUGCGUAAGAUAGUGUCGUCCACUCGAACUAUCUUCCACUCUCGGUUAAUGAAGCCCAAGGAGGGCCCAAUGCUCCUUUCUGAUUUUGGUGAAGCCAGAAUUGGUCCUGGACCGCACGGAGGUGAUAUAAUGCCCUUGGAGUACCGGGCUCCCGAAAUAUUGCUUUAUGUAGGAUGGAGCUAUCCCGUUGAUGUGUGGAGUGUCGGCCUAACGGCCUGGCAACUCCUUGAACCAAAGAUAUUGUUCACCGCACGUGAUGAGGACGGAGAUCUUUACGAUGCUGCUCAUCUUGCCCAACUUAUUGCCGCUUUGGGUCCACCUCCACCUGGAUUUCUGGCCAAGAAUCCAGAGCGGAGAUCUAUAUUUUGGGACGAUCAAGGUCAAUGGCUAGGCCUUGCGCCCAUACCGCGUGGCCGUACCUUGGAGGCCCUUGAAACUCGACUAGAGGAUAAAUGUGGCUUCCUCAGGUUCAUACGAAGAGCAUUGACCUGGAUGCCUGAAGAGAGACCCACGGCUAAAGAGCUUCUACAGGAUCCUUGGCUGGUAGGCUAGAAAAUGUGACACCACGCCCGGUUUUACCAGUUUGUUCUAUUCGCAAGAGUCAAUUGUAAAUCUAGCACGCUAGGUAUAGUUGUGUCACCAUUACAGUCCCUUCUGGCUGGUACCCAAGCAAUUAUAAACCAAGUUACUCCAAUUGAUGCUUGUAGUUCAAUAGUGGCGGGAACGAUCUUCUGCUAUGACAGACGAUGAUGACACUUUCAGAGUCUUUGAAAAGUCGAGA